CCCGCUUCCAUCUGAUCCUGCCCUGGAGUUCUGGAUCUUGAUCGCGGAUCAGGUUGAUUUCCCUUUCUAUAUGAACGUAGGGCUGUUCUCGGAUGAUGUAGAGGAGGAUUUUACUGUUGAUGUGGAGUCUGAUGAUGAGUUUAGGGUCGUAGAUGUGGUGAUUAAUGACGAGGAAGAGAUAGAGGGUUCUGUUGAUGAGGAGGAUGAUAAUGAGGUAGAGGUCCCAGAAGGGGUGGUAAAUGAGGAGCAGGAGCUAGAGGAUUAUGAUGAUGAGGAGGAUGAUAAUGAGGCAGAGGUCCCAGAAGGGGUGGUAAAUGAGGAGCAGGAGCUAGAGGAUUAUGAUGAUGAGGAGGAUGAUAAUGAGGCAGAGGUCCCAGAAGGGGUGGUAAAUGAGGAGCAGGAGCUAGAGGAUUAUGAUGAUGAGGAGGAUGAUAAUGAGGCAGAGGUCCCAGAAGGGGUGGUAAUUGAGGAGCAGGAGCUAGAGGAUUAUGAUGAUGAGGAGGAUGAUAAUGAGGUAGAGGUCUUAGAAGGGGUGGUAAUUGAGGAGCAGGAGCUAGAGGAUUAUGAUGAUGAGGAGGAUGAUAAUGAGGCAGAGGUCCCAGAAGGGGUGGUAAUUGAGGAGCAGGAGCUAGAGGAUUAUGAUGAUGAGGAGGAUGAUAAUGAGGCAGAGGUCCCAGAAGGGGUGGUAAUUGAGGAGCAGGAGCUAGAGGAUUAUGAUGAUGAGGAGGAUGAUAAUGAGGCAGAGGUCCCAGAAGGGGUGGUAAUUGAGGAGCAGGAGCUAGAGGAUUAUGAUGAUGAGGAGGAUGAUAAUGAGGUAGAGGUCUUAGAAGGGGUGGUAAAUGAGGAGCAGGAGCUAGAGGAUUAUGAUGAUGAGGAGGAUGAUAAUGAGGCAGAGGUCCCAGAAGGGGUGGUAAAUGAGGAGCAGGAGCUAGAGGAUUAUGAUGAUGAGGAGGAUGAUAAUGAGGCAGAGGUCCCAGAAGGGGUGGUAAAUGAGGAGCAGGAGCUAGAGGAUUAUGAUGAUGAGGAGGAUGAUAAUGAGGCAGAGGUCCCAGAAGGGGUGGUAAAUGAGGAGCAGGAGCUAGAGGAUUAUGAUGAUGAGGAGGAUGAUAAUGAGGCAGAGGUCCCAGAAGGGGUGGUAAAUGAGGAGCAGGAGCUAGAGGAUUAUGAUGAUGAGGAGGAUGAUAAUGAGGCAGAGGUCCCAGAAGGGGUGGUAAAUGAGGAGCAGGAGCUAGAGGAUUAUGAUGAUGAGGAGGAUGAUAAUGAGGCAGAGGUCCCAGAAGGGGUGGUAAAUGAGGAGCAGGAGCUAGAGGAUUAUGAUGAUGAGGAGGAUGAUAAUGAGGUAGAGGUCUUAGAAGGGGUGGUAAUUGAGGAGCAGGAGCUAGAGGAUUAUGAUGAUGAGGAGGAUGAUAAUGAGGCAGAGGUCCCAGAAGGGGUGGUAAUUGAGGAGCAGGAGCUAGAGGAUUAUGAUGAUGAGGAGGAUGAUAAUGAGGCAGAGGUCUUAGAAGGGGUGGUAAUUGAGGAGCAGGAGCUAGAGGAUUAUGAUGAUGAGGAGGAUGAUAAUGAGGUAGAGGUCCCAGAAGGGGUGGUAAAUGAGGAGCAGGAGCUAGAGGAUUAUGAUGAUGAGGAGGAUGAUAAUGAGGUAGAGGUCUUAGAAGGGGUGGUAAAUGAGGAGCAGGAGCUAGAGGAUUAUGAUGAUGAGGAGGAUGAUAAUGAGGCAGAGGUCCCAGAAGGGGUGGUAAAUGAGGAGCAGGAGCUAGAGGAUUAUGAUGAUGAGGAGGAUGAUAAUGAGGCAGAGGUCUUAGAAGGGGUGGUAAAUGAGGAGCAGGAGCUAGAGGAUUAUGAUGAUGAGGAGGAUGAUAAUGAGGUAGAGGUCCCAGAAAGGGUGGUAAUUGAGGAGCAGGAGCUAGAGGAUUAUGAUGAUGAGGAGGAUGAUAAUGAGGCAGAGGUCCCAGAAGGGGUGGUAAAUGAGGAGCAGGAGCUAGAGGAUUAUGAUGAUGAGGAGGAUGAUAAUGAGGCAGAGGUCCCAGAAGGGGUGGUAAAUGAGGAGCAGGAGAUAGAGGAUUCUGAUGAGGAUGGGUCUUUUUCUAGUGAGUCUCUUGAGGCGUCUAGUGACUUCUCUGGGUAUGAUACCAUGAGCUCUGAGGAAGAAGACAGUGAAGAAGAUGACCCCCUUCAAACACAUCUUCGCUUCAUUGAGACGGUUUCCCGUUUCAUCAGACUCCAACGGUACCAGGCGCCGCCAGAGGACUCCUCGGAGAGUGAAGAGGACCACCGACCUCCACGGCCCGGCCCUUCUUCCCGGAGGAGGAGAAGAGAGGAAGAUGACGAAGAGGAGCCCCCUAUGAAGCUUUUUCGUCGGGACCUGUGAGAAGAGGAAUUUGAUCAAGAAUCUUCCUUUAACUCCUUCAACAACUUCUCACAAUGAAGAGAAGCUGAGGCUUCAGCAGAAGAACCAAACAUUUUACCAUCUUGCUUUGGAUCAUUUUGUAGGAGGAGUUAGAUGUAUUUUCUUGAUUUGAUGAUGAUUGG
Molecule: messenger RNA, 2529 nt
Organism: Cyprinodon tularosa
Lineage: Eukaryota; Metazoa; Chordata; Actinopteri; Cyprinodontiformes; Cyprinodontidae
Product: myb-like protein X
Exons: 2
Coding region: 71-2368 (765 amino acids)
Source: RefSeq, a predicted model, not a curated record